CAAUUGAUACAAAUCUCAUGUUUAUAAGGUCGUGAGCACAAGGCCCUCUUCUUUAUUUUGUAAUCAUGCUUGUCUCAACAUCAUGCUCAGUGAUCACACUAUCCAUCCUGAGCAUUAUCUCAAUAACAUGGUCUUACACCUUUUUGGAAUUCAUCCACACCUUUACAAGCAGACACACCCCUCAGACUGUACACAAUUACUCAUUCCAGGGUAAUGAUAUCCCGGAAAUGCUGCAACUGGAUUUUGGAGCCUUCAUCCAAUUGGAUGCUGAGGAGACAGUUCAUUUUGCUUUGAAUUAUCCUAGUGCUUCAGAGAAUGAAUGGUUGAAAUCAGAGCCAUAUGGAAGAGGGGUGAUCCGUCUUGGGCCAGAUAAACGUGCUUUCCUUGUUUCAAUAUUCCACCAACUCCAUUGCUUGCAUUACCUGGAAUCAGAAAUUCGGAAUGGCAACAAGACGCACUGGCCACAUUUACAACAUUGUCUUAAUAUCUUAAGACAAUGGACAUUGUGCCAGGCAGAUAUAACACUGGAACAAGGCAGUUUUAUGAGCAAGAACUUCACUGCUGAUCGUUGGGGUGACCAAUAUAUUUGUCGAGACUGGAACAUACUCUAUGAUGAGAUGAAGAAGAACUGGAUAGAAUUCUACAGAUAUCGGGUAGAAAAGGGGAUAAUCAAGGUGAUGGAUGAACCAGUCAUAGUCUGAAUGAUUAAAGCGAACAGGUUUCUUCUUUAUCAAGUAUCAUUACUGGUAUAAACUAUGAAUUCUGCUAUGAAUGUAUUUUUUGAUCAACCAUUACUCCGCCACUCAUAUCUGCAUGUCUCCCUC
This is a messenger RNA of Lentinula edodes (shiitake mushroom), 824 nucleotides long. RefSeq lists its product as uncharacterized. The transcript is spliced from 2 exons. Bases 66 to 701 code for a protein of 211 amino acids. NCBI's taxonomy places the organism in Eukaryota, Fungi, Basidiomycota, Agaricomycetes, Agaricales, Omphalotaceae. Gene Ontology annotation, biological process: mycotoxin biosynthetic process. The record is from RefSeq and is a predicted model, not a curated record.